Molecule: messenger RNA, 798 nt
Organism: Penicillium malachiteum
Lineage: Eukaryota; Fungi; Ascomycota; Eurotiomycetes; Eurotiales; Aspergillaceae
Gene: hmgX
Product: protein hmgX
Exons: 1
Coding region: 1-798 (265 amino acids)
Biological process (GO): cilium assembly
Source: RefSeq, a predicted model, not a curated record
AUGAUGGCAUCAGCUACUAUGGCCCGUCCGUCCUUGACAUCCAACGAUACGGCGGUUCUGCAAGCGUUAUUCGAUGCCGAGUCUUCACCCUCAUCUGGAGUUACAAUCGAUCCACGUCUCCCUUCCUGGCCGGCCACUGUCCUUAUCUCACACGACGAUCUUGGGACGCUGAAGACUCUCGAGGUGGAGAUAGUACGGGAGCUACAACCAGAUAAGAACCCGAGCGUUGAAAGUGUACAAGACGCAGUACAUAAACUUGAUUCAAUUGUGCAACGCUACCCCUCCUAUCCAUCUGCGUACACCAAUCGUGCCCAAACGUUACGCAUGCUGGUUGACCUUCAGUCCAACGAAAUCAGCAACACCAAUGCCAACGAGGGCUCAUUAGAUACUUUGUUCACACCCGAAGCUACAGAUCUGGUAACUCGGAUCUUUAAUGAUUUGAGUCAGGCAAUCGAUCUUGUCAAACCUAUCUCCCCAGUCAAUCCAGUGUCCCCAGUGCAGGCUCGACUCCUCGCAGACGCCUAUACACAUCGAGGAUAUAUUGUUUUGAAAGCAGCCCGGAUCAAGAAGAACCACAAUAAUGGAGACUCGGAGAUCGACAACUUGAAUGUGGGUCCACAGCGGCUGUGGGGAUUUGAAGCCGAUCAACUGGAGGAAAUGGCCAGUCGGGACUUUUUCCUUGGGGGACAAUACGGAAAUAAGGUUGCACAACAACUUGCAGUGCAAACAAAUCCAUAUGCUAAGAUGUGUGGAGCGAUUGUGAAAGAAGCAUUGAGGAAGGAGAUGACUGGAUCAUGA